AUGACUGAGAAAUCCGCGGCGGGAUCGGGCACAAUGUCCGACAAGAGCGCUGCCGUUGCCAAGCCCAAGGCCACAGGAGACGCAGGCAAGGAUGCGCGGGCAAAAGACUCGCCGGCAGCAUCUGCAGUCAAGUCCGAAACCUCCGGGACAGGAAUUCAUUCCAGUCCCAAGAAGCGCCGCAAGGUGAAUCACGGUAAGGUGCCGUUCGCGCGGUAUGCGACUGGGAUCUACGGGCGCAAACCUUUGGAGCCUGCCUGUGUCUAUUGUCGACGUUCGGAACGGCCUUGUACUCGUUGUAUAAAACGCAAUAUCGGCCAUCUGUGUCAUGAUGAGCCCCGGGAACCCACAAAACGCAGAGAUCAAGAGCAUUCCGCGGCGGACGAGGAAGGCUCGUCCAACAAUGAGGUGACCAACGUUCAAGGUAUGCGAGGGAGUGUUGAUAUUCCAGAUCCCGCGGGUCAGCAGAUCCUCGCGGACGUGAUGGCGUACAACGACUGGCUGGGCGGCCAAAAUCAAUUUCAAGACAUGCAUUCGCUCCAUCCUUCAUACAUGUUCAAUGCGCCGGAGGUCACGAAUGAGUACAACUUGCUGGGAGAUUUCCUCAGUAAUAGUCUGCUGGACGACGGCGCACUGUUCCAAGACCAGAGUAUGCAGGGCAUCUACUCCGAUCCGACUCUCAUGAACUCUAUGAACACAGUUGGUGUCGCAAACGGUCUGCCCCCGCCGGCGCAGCUUCCGCCUGCGGCGCAGAGUCAAGAGUCACAGGGAGACUCCAUUCUGCGCCCAACUUCCACAGUGGGUAAUGACAAGGCUCGCGAGACAUAUUACAUGACCGCAGCAGAUCCGUCCGGAUCAGACCCACCAGAGGAGCGCAUGAACAAGCUUCUGAAAGCCAAGUACGAUGCAGGAUUAUUGAAGCCGUUCAACUACGUAAAAGGCUAUGCCAGGCUCAACCAGUACAUGGAAAAGAACAUGCACCAAGCAUCUCGGCAGAAAAUUCUUCGACAACUUGACAAAUUCCGACCCAAGUUCCGGGAACGCAUGCAGAGCCUGACGGAUAUUGAGCUUAUCCUUGUGGAGAUGUGGUUUGAGCGGAGUCUGAUGGAGUAUGACCGUGUGUUCGCCAGUAUGGCCAUUCCGGCCUGCUGCUGGCGACGUACAGGCGAGAUCUUCCGUGGUAACAAUGAGAUGGCACAACUGAUCGACGUACCUAUAGAGAGUUUGCGUGAUGGCAAACUUGCGAUCCAUGAGUUCUUCGUCGAGGAUCAACUCGUGAGCUACUGGGAGAAGUUUGGCGCCAUUGCUUUCGACAACACCCAGAAAGCCAUGCUCACCAGCUGUACCCUGAAGAGCCCGAGUAACCCGACGGGCGAGGGUAUUCCAUGCUGUUUCUCAUUCACCAUCCGACGUGACAACCACAAUAUGCCUGCCAUCAUGGUGUCUUCCGCAGCUGGUGCUUUGACAGACGAAUUAACCGCCCUGGUCGUCUCAGCACGGCAGAUCAGAACCCCGGCCAAUGCUUCCAAGAUUUCCAUUGAGGACAAGAUUCACACCAUCGAAGAACAUAUUGCGAGAGUCACCAAUCUCUCGAAACUAUCAGCCUCGGAUCGAUCAAAAUUGGACUCGGUGGGGACAGAACUAUGGAAUGAUUGUCGCACCCAGGUGAUGGAAGCAAGCCAGCAUGAUAAGCAGAUAAUGGCAAUGAACAGCAGAAUGUUGCUCGUGACUGUCGCACUACUGGACCUUGCGUCGCCAUUCAACGCUCCAAGUAUUUUGACAACCAGACAAGAUAACACUACCGCACUUGACUACGCUCUCAAACUACUCAAAGUCGGAGCAAAAAGACUCGAUUUACUGGAAGGACUCGCCUCAGCCAUUGAUCAGAGUCAGAUGGACUCUAUAUCGGCUGAAUACUACAUGCUCCGUGUACACUUAGCUUGGCAACAGGGUCGACCUGAUAUUGCUGAUCACCUUUUCACAAAGGUUCCACUAAGGUCUAAACUCAAGAAUCGAUCUGUUAUUGUUGGGGAAUGCUUGUGCAUUGGUCGGAGUGCAGUGGAGGCUGGCCAAUACGAUGCUGCACUGAAAUGGCUCGAGGUGGCGCUGGACCAGUUACAAGAGAACCCGAAAGACCAGGGAUUGAAUUCAGGAAACUUCCACUUGCAUGUUCGGCAUGCUCUUACAUGGGCCUAUAUGAGGACUGACACCCCCGAGGCAGCGGAAAAGCUCGAGGAGCAGAUGACUGCACUGAAGACCCUACUUCAGAAAUACGGGGGAGAUUCUGUAGUGCAACUCCUCGAGCUUGAGAUCAUUCGGCGAAUGGAGAAACCAGACAGUGGCCAAUUCUUUGAAGUCUUGGGGGCUAUAGUUGUAGGACUUGAUCAUACGGAGGAAUAUCUGAAUGUAGUGCUCGGGUAUAUCAAAUAUUCGAUGCGCCUAAGUAUCGGCCUUGCUUUCGAGAUGUACCAGUCGCUUCUGAAAUCUCUGCCAUACGGCAAGCCCGAAUGGGUAGAAGAAUGCUUCCUUCGACUGCCGUUGAUGGUCAAUUCCAUGUCAUGCGAGCUCGAAUUUCCCCACGAGUUAAGCACAGUUGUCAUGAAGGAUGCAUUGGCCUGUCUUGAAGCCCGUGGCUUCGAGAGUGUGAGCCAGGAAGCGACCCAUGUAUUCUUCACGAUCCUUCUGAACAUGUAUGGGGAUCCGAGGACCCCUUCUCAUCGGCACAUCGCUGAGAACUGGUGCCACCUCACCUUGGGUGCAGCAAUCUUCAAAGACUGCCACAAAUCUGUCAGUUUCAGUCUUCAAAAAAGACUGGCUACAUUUUGCUCCGAUAACAACAGCGUGGCUUUGGCUCGGCAGAUUUUGGACCACAUUUAUGCUGAAAAUGGCAUUUUCAAGUCUGACCCCGAAAUCCAAUGCCUUGCGUUCAAACUUGCACUGCACGAUGGGAAGGAUAUCAACUUGAAGACAUACCUCUGUGGAUUGUCAAGCCAUACAUCUCAUUCCGAUCAAUUGAACUUCCUUCGAAGCUGGGCGGUAGAGGCAGGAAGAAUGAACAACUCAAAAGUAGUGAUCGACUGCGUUCAAGAGUUCAUGACUCUCACAAGCAAUCUGGAGAGCACUCAAGAGGGAUUUACUGUUGAGGAAGUCGGAUCCGACUCUGCCAAGCCACUUUCAAUGGCAGAUUCAUAUUUUUUCCCGCUUUCAAUACUAUCUGCCGAACUGGAAAGAGGACAGACUUCGACCGAGGACGAUAUAUUUCACUUGGCAUAUUCAGUCCUAAAAUGGGCCAAGCGAGGACUCAACACAACGGACUCAGACUUUUCGAUUCACGAGUUAGAGUCCGUUUGUACGGAUUCUUAUAACUUGACCUUGCAUAUCUUCAGCACAUUCACGCCAGAAAGUGCCAGGGAAGCACUGGAAACCACGAAAGAGAUCAUCGAUCUUUCAAGGCAAAGAGCUCAGUCUAUCCAAACCGAGAAUCACAAAUUCAUGCUUUCGAACCGCCAAGAAAGGAGAACAGAGAAAAAGAUGCCCUCACCUGAACUCGGUUACAUUGUUUACCAAUUCCUGUAUCUCGAAGUCAGUAUACGUGUCUUUUGCGUUCAAUCUCAGACCGAUCCACAGAUCAAGCUUGAACAAUACACAAAAAUCAACACAGCAAUCCGCUCAAUUCGAGACCAGGUACCACUGGACUCAGAGUGUCACCCACUGGAUACGGACACUCUUCGCAACCUCUCCGCAAAUGAAUUCGAAGCCGCUGUUGCUCUGAAACAGUGGAGCGCUGUGGCCCCGAUACUCUGUGACAGCGAGGAUAUUUAUGAUGCAACCCUUUUCGAUCAUUUCAUCAACUGUAUUCUUAGCUUUGAAAUGCCCGACGCGCACAGAGCUGUUUUUCUUAAUACAAUUCUGGAAAUCAUCCGCGGAGCUGGGACAGGCAUCCCGAUCGAUUUAGAUCAUCUUUCACCCUAUUACCAUCAUCUUUUCACAUUUGCCCUCGCCACAGCACAAUCAGAAAGAACCACGCAGCUCCCUGAUCUAUCCCAGGAAUGGCCACACGCCUAUCACGACAUGGCCGAAUCAGUCAUUGAUGAAGUCCUCAAAGCCGCUAGCGGUGUGUCUGAUCCAUACAAGGAAUGCCGAGAUGGCGAUCUAACUGCGGGAGAAUCUUCGCUACCAGAAACAGACCAACUCGCGUAUCCAAUCUCAGAGCUUAGAUACCUCGCGACAUCCUCAUUCAACCAGGCCAUGGACUUUUAUUCAGCAGAGAAUGACAGAGCUUGUCUGCGCUGGGCUCGGAAGGCUGUUCUGCUCGCAGAGUCGAUGGGCACUCCCGAGGGAGAGGAGCUGGUGUCCUUGUUUCAAUCGAGGUUGAAGGCAUUAUUCUAG
This is a messenger RNA of Penicillium daleae, 4386 nucleotides long. Its product is annotated as Zinc cluster transcription factor acuM. Gene Ontology annotation, cellular component: nucleus. The transcript is spliced from 21 exons. Bases 1 to 4386 code for a protein of 1461 amino acids. Gene Ontology annotation, biological process: regulation of DNA-templated transcription; meiotic cell cycle. NCBI's taxonomy places the organism in Eukaryota, Fungi, Ascomycota, Eurotiomycetes, Eurotiales, Aspergillaceae. Gene Ontology annotation, molecular function: protein binding; RNA polymerase II transcription regulatory region sequence-specific DNA binding; DNA-binding transcription factor activity, RNA polymerase II-specific. The record is from RefSeq and is a predicted model, not a curated record.